Molecule: messenger RNA, 698 nt
Organism: Limulus polyphemus (Atlantic horseshoe crab)
Lineage: Eukaryota; Metazoa; Arthropoda; Merostomata; Xiphosura; Limulidae
Product: Meckel syndrome type 1 protein homolog
Exons: 6
Biological process (GO): cilium assembly
Cellular component (GO): MKS complex
Source: RefSeq, a predicted model, not a curated record
AGUAACGCGGAUAGAUCUUCCGUUGUUCUGACGCAGGAAAGAAACACUCGAAAAACAUAUUCAAAGAACAUAAAGAUGAAUUAUCAAAACAAGAAAGCUGAAAAACAUCCACCAGGAAUUUACAGAACACAUGAUCCCAUUCAGAAUUUAAAAAUAAGAGUUUGUUUGGAGAAACUUGCUGUAUCAAGUGUUGUGAAAGAGGCACAACUUGAAGAAGAAGGUAGUGGGACAAAACUCCAGCAAUUAUGUCUGAGGAAAGAACUGGAAGAAGAUGCUAUCUUCAAAUGGCAAGAAAAAUGUUUCAGCCAGAGGGAGCUGGAUAAAUACUGUGAAGAAAGAAACCUCCAUACAUUCCUGGAACGUAAAUAUCAUCAACAGGUGUUGAGCUUGGAGUCAUCAAGUAACCAAAAGACUGCUUCUCGGCUUUUUACUUACGUUGAUGCUGAUAUUGUUAAUGAACUACCUAAGUGGGAAGAACCAGCAACCACGUCCCAUACUGAUGUUCCUAACUUUUUAGCUAAAAAAAUGCAAAACCUUCGGCUGCGACAAAGAUUUCUGCCUGCAGAUAAGAAAAAGCUUCAGGAUGUUCCAUGUGGAUCACAUGUUGUUGUGAGUAGUCAGGCAAGCAAAGAUGGACAUCUGUUGACUGCACCAACUCAGAGAAUGUGGAUUAUGGCAGAUAUUAGACCUGAUGAUAG